Molecule: messenger RNA, 1728 nt
Organism: Astrephomene gubernaculifera
Lineage: Eukaryota; Viridiplantae; Chlorophyta; Chlorophyceae; Chlamydomonadales; Astrephomenaceae
Source: the annotation of a GenBank genome assembly
GUAACAAGCAUUUCGGUUAAUGACAUUGCAGCCUACAAGAUGGUAGAGUUGAGUGUUAGGCAAACCUUUGCUGGGUACAAGGGCUGUGGGCGACCGCUGAGCUACGCAAGAGCGAACUUAAAAACAGCGCGCAGACCUGCUAUCUACGUUAAGUCCGUAGAAGAAGGACGGCGAGCCGAUGACGCUCUCUCUACACUGGACUCUCUACUUGGGUCGGCAGAUGCCUCGCAGGAUCCUGCCCGCGAUCCCGGCCUGAUCGAGUGGUGGCGAAUCCGCCCGCGCCAGGACGCUCCACCCCGCACCACUUCCACCUCGCACUCGCCGGGCGGCCGAUUUAUCGCAAAUGAGGAGAUGUUGCGGAAUGAGGUUUGGGCUGGCACCAGGACGCGACUGGGUCAGGCGAUAGAGCUCCCCAAGGUCACCCCAUAUCUGUCGUACAUGAUGGCGCUGGUCAACGCGGCCGUGUACGGCGUUGUCGUACGGGUGUCGGCGACCCAGGGCCCGGAUGCGGCGGGGGAGCUGAUGGGCACCAUUGGGCUGAGUCGCGAGGCGGUGCUGGAGCAGGGUGAGGUGUGGCGGCUGCUGAGCGGCUGCCUGGUGCAGCCCGACCUGGCCGCGCUAGCAGUGCUGCUGGCGGGCAUGACGCUGGUGGCGCCGCGGGUGGAGGCGUCGCUGGGCUACCGUACCUUCGCCACCGCCUACCUGCUCUCAGCGCUGGUAGCCGCAGACGUCGUGGUCGCCCUGGGCGGCAGCAGCAGCGAACAGGAACUGCUACUAGCUGCAGCCCCUGCUGCCUCGCAAACCGCUGCAGAGGCUGCUGCUACAGCAGUGGCAGCAGCCGCGGUUCCGCCCGACAGCGCUGUCGUACUCGAAGCCGUACUGCACCCUGCAGGACAAGCCCUGACGGCUGCCGCUGCUGCUGCGGGGUUGGGCGCGCUAGGCGCGGUGGCGGGCAUGGCGGGAUGCGCCCUGGCACACGAGCUGAUCAACGGAGCGGUGGAGAGGAGUGCCAGCCACAGCAAGGCGAGCAGCAGCGGUAGCAGUAGCGCUGUCCAGCAGGGUGUGAGUGGAUCUGCCGUGCGGGCUGGGGCGCUGGCUGCGGGGUGUGUGGCGGUGGCGGUGCAGCACCUGCAGGAGCCGGGGGGUGGCGCACUGGUGGCGGCGGUAGGGGCGGCGCUGGGCACAGGCUUUGCGCUUGCAUCCCUGGCGGGGCCUCGCUACCAGAUCACCCGGGAGGUUGAGCUGCCCUCGGGGUCCAUGUGGAUUCCGGAUCCAGACGCGGUGGAGGAGGUCACUGUGGUGCUGGACCAGACGCCCGCGAUCCAGAGGAUGCUUGCGUCAGGCGUGCUUGCCGUGAUGGCAGUGGCGGGUAGUGCAGCCGUGACAUUGGGGGCAGGCAUGUAGGCAGGCAGGGUCGGGGAAUUGGCUUAGGAGGGGCGCAGUGCAGGAUGCGAGCUGUGUUCGCUGUACUUUAGCCUUGUAGUUUGUAGCCGUGUAAGCGUGCAACGUAGGCGUAGAGGUUGAUGCCGAUUGCUUUAUGAUUGAAGGCUGGGGCUCAAGGAUGGGUGAACUAGGUUUAGUCUGCUGCAGCAAGUAGCGCAAGGAGUGUAUGCAAUGUGCAUACUAACAAACGCAAAAGGCAUUUCCAGUAGACUACGAAGAUUGAUACCCAUCACAAAACAUGUCCUCCUGUUACACAUACUCGUAUAUGUAACAUACCAACCGCAG